AUGGCUUGGAACCGGAACGGCGGCGCACCGAACGCCGGAGGGCUGCCGCCACGGCCACCACCAAUUCUCCGAGCAGCGCACGUCUGCCCACAUUGCGGCACGCAGUGUGCAACGGCCCGCUCCCUUGCUCUCCACAUAUUGUGGCACAGCACCAGGACGCAGCCUGGAGCGCCACGGAGGACUGCAAACCCUAUGGCGCGUCCGCCCGUGGUGCCGCUCCCAGCUGCGGCACCAAGACCUGUCCCUGCAGUCCCGCCCGUAGCGCCGCCAGUCCCUGUCGAGCCGCUUGCCGUGGUGCCACCCACACCUGCGGCGCCAGCACUUGCGGCGGCUCCAGCUGUGCAUGGCGGCGCCCGUAGCACGGUGCGUCGGCUUACACCCAACUCUGAGUUUUGGAAGGAGUACCGCAGUGGAGGAGACCCCCCGGCCGAGAUAGAUUUUCUGGGGCAGUGGGAGUCGUCCAGCACCACCGCGCAGCCGCUGGCGGACGGCACCGACGAGGAGACCGAUGGCUCGGCGAGCACCUUGGCUUGA
Messenger RNA from Aegilops tauschii subsp. strangulata, 534 nucleotides. The record is from RefSeq and is a predicted model, not a curated record. Lineage: Eukaryota; Viridiplantae; Streptophyta; Magnoliopsida; Poales; Poaceae.